AUGGGUGAGAAUGUUGGGAUUAUUUAUGUUUGUGUUGUGUUUUUCUUGGCAUUCAAAGCAAUGGGGAAUGUUACUAGAGUUGCACCAAUGGAUCAAAUUUCAGAGAAUAAUAAGAAAGUCUUGAAUAAAACGCGACAAGAAUUCCAAUCCCGCUCUCGCCCCAUUGACUACACAUUUAAACUUCCAAUUACAACAACUUUUUGGCCAGAAGGUAACGGUUUUGCCGAUGGAGUCCUCGACCUCGGCGGGCUACAAGUGUCUUUAGUAUCAACAUUCAACAAAGUUUGGGGCGUCUAUGAUGGCGGCCAGGACGAUCAAGGAGCCUCAGUGUAUGAUCCAAAAGAUAUACCUGAAGGAUUCUCUAUGUUAGGUAGUUACAGCCAACCUAACAACAAACCUCUUUUUGGAUAUGUUCUUGUCGCAAAGGAUGUUUCUUCAAGUACCACCAAUGGCACUUUAAAGCCACCAGAUGAUUAUGCUCUUCUAUUCGAAACCUCAACCCUCUCAUCUAAUCAAGAUUCUACUUUGUAUAUUUGGCUACCAUUAUCGCCGGAUGGAUAUAAAGCAUUAGGCCAUGUUGUCACCACUACGCCAGACAAACCUCCCCUCAACAAAGUCAUGUGUGUCAGGUCAGAUCUCACUGAACAAUGUGAUUUUUUUGCAUGGAUUUGGGGAGCCAAUGAUUACAAUAUUUUCGAUGUUACACCAAGCAUUAGAGGAACUCAAGGUCAUGGCGUUCGCGUCGGCUCCUUCGUUGGCCAUUACGGGCUAGGUAAUAGUUACACUCCAUCUGUUUCAUGUUUGAAGAACCUCAAUUCCAUUUCAAAAAUCAUGCCUAAUGAGAAACAAAUCGAGGCAAUACUUCAAAUUUACUCUCCAUUUCUAUACCUACAUUCCGACGAACAAUACUUUCCUUCUUCGGUCAAUUGGUUUUUCUCCAAUGGAGCAUUACUAUACAAGAAAGGCGAUGAAUCAAAUCCUAUUCCAAUACAACAAAAUGGCACUAACCUUCCUCAGGAUCCUAACACCGAUGAUGCUUAUUGGAUAGACUUACCUGCGGAUGAUGAAAACAAAGAUAGGGUCAAACAAGGUAAUCUUGAAAGUGCAAAAUCUUAUGUACAUGUGAAACCAAUGUUUGGAGGAACAUUCACUGAUAUUGCAAUGUGGAUAUUUUACCCUUUCAAUGGUCCUGGAAGAGUAAAAGUAAAGUUUAUAAAUAUUAAACUAGGGAAAAUAGGUGAACAUGUUGGUGAUUGGGAGCAUGUAACAUUAAGGGUAAGUAAUUUGGAUGGUCAACUAUGGCAAGUGUAUUUCUCACAACAUCAUAGUGGCUCAUGGAUUGAUUCAUCUCAACUUGAGUUCCAAAAUGAUUCAACAAAAAGGCCUAUUGUUUAUGCUUCAUUGCAUGGCCAUGCAACAUAUCCACAUGAAGGUCUUGUUCUACUAGGAAAAAAUGGAAUAGGUAUGAGAGAUGAUACUGAUAAAGGUGGUAAUGUUAUGGAUAUGGGAAAAUUUGUGUUGAUUUCUGCAGAUUAUUUAGGAUCUGUUGAAGAGCCAUCAUGGUUGAAAUUUUAUAGGGAAUGGGGUCCACGUAUUGACUAUAAACUAGAUGAGGAAUUGGAAUUUCUUAAGAAGUUUUUGCUUAUUAGGAAGUUAAAAGAUGCUUUUGAAAAAAUGAUUAGGAGUUUACCAAAAGAAAUGCUUGGUGAGGAAGGACCAACUGGUCCAAAGGCAAAGAAUAGUUGGAAUGAGGAUGAAGUUUGA
This is a messenger RNA of Lathyrus sativus (Indian pea), 1764 nucleotides long. The record is from the annotation of a GenBank genome assembly. NCBI's taxonomy places the organism in Eukaryota, Viridiplantae, Streptophyta, Magnoliopsida, Fabales, Fabaceae.